AUGUCGGUGAAGACUCUACUGCUGUUUUACACCAUCAGUGUGGUCAGCAGUCAAUAUGAAUACCCAAGGCCUAAUCCGCCACAUAGAGUGCCCGGGGGACCCAAACCGUACUCCUGGCCUGCCCGUUGCUUCCCUCGGGUCCAUUGUGACCGCAAUGCCCGGUAUCGAUCUCUGGACGGUUCCUGCAACAACCUCUGGUACCCAGCCUUCGGGAUGGUUAACACCACCCUAGUGCGCAUCUUGCCUGCCCGGUACUCCAAUGCUCUGGGUGGUUUACCUAUAUCAGUAACUGGGAAGCAGUUACCUUUGGCACGAGAACUACGAACCCAUCUGUUCCCCGAACACGCCAUCAGUGACGGCAUCAACAGCUUGGCCGUCAUGACCUGGGGACAGUUUCUGGCUCACGACGUAUCUCUCAUAAAGACUAAUCGAGCUCCAGACUGUUGUACGAAGGGUGGUCAUUUGCUGGAAUCGCCUUUUCUUCCUCCUCAUUGCCUCGUGGUAGAGAUCCCAGAAAAUGACAAGUUUUACAAAGAGUUUGGCCAGACAUGCUUUGCUUUCGAAAGAUCAGCAACCAUCAAUGAACAUGGCUGCAUAGAUAGUCCGCCUCAGCAGAUUUCGCUCCAAACCCACUUUUUAGAUCUAUCCAUGGUUUAUGGCAAGAGUAGAGAGGAAUCUAAUUCUUUAAGGACAUUUAAUCGAGGCAGACUAAAAAUACAAGAACUUGAAGAUGGAAGAGAAUUCUUACCUAAUGUCAAAAAUGCCAAAAUGGCAUGUCAAUUCGCCAAAUUCCCCAACGAUACUUGUUUCUUGGCAGGAGACGUGAGAGUGAACCAGCAGCCUUCGUUGACAGUGCUGCAUACAAUCUUCCUCAGAGAACAUAACAUGUUGGCAGAUCAACUCUACCUGCUCAACUCACACUGGUCCGAUGAACGAAUCUUCCAGGAAGCUCGGAGAAUACUGAUUGCUCAGUACCAACAUAUCACUUAUAGUCACUUUUUGCCGUUACUGUUAGGUCUUGAAAACACGAUUAAAUACAAACUGUUUCCCCGCAAUCUGGGUUAUGGAUUUGGGUACAACGAACAUGUGAAUCCUGGAACCCUUAACAUUUUUACAACAGCAGCUUAUAGAUCUCUUCAUAGCAUUGUACCUGGUCGAAUUCAGUUUCCAAUGGAAGUAGGGGAGUGCCCACAGUCCUCUCGGCCACUGUCAGACCUACUCAACCGACCUGCUGUUGUUUUAGAAGAAGACAAGUUUGAUAGUCUUCUGAGAGGACUUUCAAGGCAAGCUGCUAAUCAGAUGGAUCCCUACUUCACUCAUCAGAUUACCAACUUACUGUUCCGACCAGAGGGUCGUAAGUUUGGCAUUGACCUAGAGAGCACUGACAUCAUGAGAGGGAGAGAUCAUGGACUACCGAGCUACAACACCGUGCGGAAAGCAUGUGGUAUGAGACGAGCAAGGCACUUCCACGAAUUUGAGGAUACCAUGACCAAAUCGGCAUGGAAACAACUAGAGCACUUCUAUGAACAUGUGGAUGACGUAGACCUGUAUGUGGGAGGAGUUAUGGAAGACCUGGUGCCAAAUGCUUUGGUAGGACCUGUGUUCCAAUGCAUUGUAGCGGAGCAGUUUCGUAGAUGGAGGAAUGGAGACAGGUUCUUCUAUGAAUUUGGGGGCCAACCGGGAUCAUUUAGACUUGAUCAGUUGGAUGAGAUCCGAAAGGCAUCUUUGGCACUAUUAAUUUGCAGGAAUUCUGACGAUAUUGCAAGAAUACAAAGAGAUCCUUUCAGUCAGCCUUCCAGCAGGUAA
This is a messenger RNA of Macrosteles quadrilineatus (aster leafhopper), 1806 nucleotides long. Its product is annotated as peroxidase-like. The coding region runs from base 1 to 1806 and encodes 601 amino acids. The record is from RefSeq and is a predicted model, not a curated record. The transcript is spliced from 11 exons. NCBI's taxonomy places the organism in Eukaryota, Metazoa, Arthropoda, Insecta, Hemiptera, Cicadellidae. Gene Ontology annotation, biological process: response to oxidative stress. Gene Ontology annotation, molecular function: heme binding; peroxidase activity.